Salmo salar (Atlantic salmon) is the source of this 5740-nucleotide messenger RNA. Its product is annotated as TBC1 domain family member 9. NCBI's taxonomy places the organism in Eukaryota, Metazoa, Chordata, Actinopteri, Salmoniformes, Salmonidae. The record is from RefSeq and is a predicted model, not a curated record. Gene Ontology annotation, molecular function: calcium ion binding.
UACGAAGCUGUGCCAUAGCGGCGCUAGAGAGUGGGUUGCAUUAAAUGACAUUGUUGUUCGAUGUGGAGGCAGGCAGCAUACAUAUAUGUUGGAUAGUAGGUUGUAAAUAGCCUAAUGGAUAUAACGCGCUUGUGGGCACAUUAUUUAGCGUCCAACCAUCGCUCAUUCUGAAAUAUCUGACGACCGAUGAACGAGGACUCGUCGGCGGCAUCGAUAUCCACCUGACAGCGGUUACAACACAGAUGAUAAACAACAAAGACCGAACCGAAGUGUCGCUCUCAGAUCCAUCCCUACAGAAAUCUGUCAGAUUCGGUUGUUUUAAUGCGAAACCCGCUUUAUUGUGCCACCUAGUAAUUGAGUUCCACUGAAUGUAUUGCACACCAUUUAUUGCAUAUUUGGCGUACACGGCUGGAAUCCAAUCACCUCGCACGCGGCCGUGCAUGGAAGUUUGGAGAGAGUAUUUUAUUUUUGCGUGUUUUUGGCGAAUAAAUAGGGCCUUUAUGCUGUCAUAGUUAUACUUACAUUGCAACCAAGUUGUCCUUGUCCAAUUGUACGUGUUAUUCGGUGGACUGGCAUCGAGCCUCAGCCACUGGACAGACCGAACCAGCAUUCCAGUUCAUUUGACAGGCACCGCCUGAAUCAGCUGGAUUUGAUGUGCUUUUAGAAUCAACUGGACGAAGAUGUGGGUGCACCCUGAAGAGGUGUUGCAGGCGGGUGCGUUGUGGAUAACCGAGCGAGCAAAUCCCUAUUUCAUCCUCCAGAAACGCAAGGGCCACGGGGACGGCAGAGGAGGACUAGCGGGUCUGUUGGUGGGAACACUGGACGUGGUGCUGGACUCCAGUGCUCGAGUGGCCCCCUACAGAAUCCUUUACCAGACACCUGACUCCCUAAUCUACUGGAUCAUUGCGCAUGGGUGCUCCCGUAAGGAGAUCACAGAGCACUGGGAGUGGCUGGAGCAGAACCUCCUGCAGACGCUGUCCAUCUUCGAGAACGAGAAUGACAUCACUACCUUUGUCAAGGGCAAAGUUCAGGGUAUUAUCGCCGAGUACAACAAGAACCACGACGUGAAGGAGGACGAUGACACUGACAAGUUCAAGGAGGCCAUCUGUACGUUCCGUAAGCUGUUUGUCAUGCCUGAAGAGGAGAAGCUGGUCAACUACUACUCCUGUAGCUACUGGAAGGGCCGUGUGCCCCGGCAGGGCUGGCUCUACCUCAGCAUCAACCACAUCUGCUUCUACUCUUACCUGCUGGGGAAAGAAGCCAAGCUGGUGAUCCGCUGGGCCGACAUCACCCAGCUGGAGAAAAGCACCACGCUCCUCCUCCCUGAUGCAGUCAAGGUGAGCACGCGGGUGUCCGAGCACGUCUUCUCGGUCUUCCUCAACAUCAACGAGACCUUCAAGCUGAUGGAGCAACUGGCCAACAUCGCCAUGAGACAGCUCCUUGACAACAAGGGCUUUGAGCAGGACCGCUCUCUGCCCAAACUCAAGAGGAAGACACCCAAAAAGGUGUCUGCCCUCAAGAGGGACCUGGAUGCCAGGGCUAAGAGCGAGCGUUACCGGGCCUUGUUCCGUCUGCCCAAGGAUGAGAAGCUGGACGGACACACGGGCUGCACCCUUUGGACCCCCUUCAACAAGAUGCACAUCCUGGGCCAGAUGUUUGUCUCCACUAACUACAUCUGCUUCACUUCCAAGGAGGAGACCCUGUGCAGCCUCAUCAUCCCCCUAAGAGAGGUGACGAUAGUGGAGAAAGCAGACAGCUCCAACUUUUUGCCCAGCCCAGUGUCCAUCAGCACCAAGAACAGGAUGACCUUCCUGUUCGCCAACCUCAAGGACCGGGACUUCCUGGUCCAGAGGAUCUCUGACUUCCUGCAGCAGACCACCUCCAAGAUCUACUUCGAGAGGGAGAUCACCGGGAGUGUGAACAGCUCCGACGAUGAGGUGUACUCCCAGCAGGGCUCUCUCCUCUCCAGCAGUCCCCAGCGCAGCAGUCUGGGCUCAGAGGGCUCCUCCGAGGGUGAACGCCAGUUUAACCUCAACGACAACAGCGUGCCCACCGCCACCCAGGCCCUCAUGACCAUGUACCGCCGUCGCUCGCCGGAGGAGUUCAACCCCAAACUGGCUAAGGAGUUCCUGAAGGAACAGGCGUGGAAGAACCACUUCACCGAGUACGGCCAGGGGGUGUGUAUGUACCGUACAGAGAAGACCAAGGACCUGGUGCUUAAAGGCAUCCCAGAGAACAUGAGGGGAGAGCUGUGGCUGCUCUUCUCUGGGGCGAUCAACGAGAUGGCGACCCACCCUGGCUACUACGAGGACCUGGUAGAGAAGUCUAUGGGGAAGUACAACCUGGCCACAGAGGAGAUCGAGAGAGACCUGCACCGCUCCCUCCCUGAACACCCAGCCUUCCAGAACGAGAUGGGGAUCGCUGCCCUACGAAGGGUCCUCACUGCCUACGCCUUCAGAAACCCCAACAUAGGCUACUGCCAGGCCAUGAACAUCGUGACGUCGGUGCUGCUGCUGUAUGCUAAAGAGGAGGAGGCCUUCUGGCUGCUGGUGGCUCUGUGUGAGCGGAUGCUGCCUGACUACUACAACACCAGGGUCGUAGGAGCUCUGGUAGACCAGGGUGUAUUUGAGGAGCUGGCCAGGGAGUACGUCCCUGAACUCUACGACUGCAUGCAGGACCUGGGAGUCAUCUCUACCAUUUCCCUCUCCUGGUUCCUCACCCUGUUCCUCAGUGUCAUGCCCUUUGAGAGUGCUGUGGUGGUGGUCGACUGCUUCUUCUACGAGGGCAUCAAGGUCAUCUUCCAGCUGGCGCUCAGCGUGCUGCACGCCAACAUCCACCAGCUGCUGGGGGCCAAGGACGACGGAGAGGCCAUGACCGUGCUGGGAAGGUACCUGGACAGCGUGACCAAUAAGGACAGCACCCUGCCUCCCAUCCCCCACCUCCACUCCCUGCUGACAGACGAUGGGGAUCCCCACCCGGAGGUGGACAUCUUCAAGCUGGUCCGCAGCUCCUACGAGAAGUUUGGCUCCAUCCGGGCAGACGUGAUCGAGCAGAUGCGCUUCAAACAGAGGCUAAGGGUCAUCCAGACCAUCGAGGACACCACCAAACGCAACGUGGUCAGAACCAUUGUCACGGAGACUGCCUUCAGCAUCGACGAACUGGAGGAGCUCUACGUUCUGUUCAAGGCGGAACACCUGACCAGCUGCUAUUGGGGCGGAACGGGUGGCAGCAACCCCACGGAGCGCCACGACCCCAGCCUGCCCUACCUGGAGCAGUACCGCAUCGACCUGGAGCAGUUCAGGGGGCUGUUCUCCCUGCUCUUCCCCUGGGCCCCUGUCAACGGGGCCCACGCAGACCCCCUGGCCUUGCGCUUCUUCAGGCUCCUGGACCAUAACGGAGACUCUCUGAUUAAUUUCCGGGAGUUUAUUAGUGGACUGAGUGUUUUAUGCCAUGGGGAUCUGACUGAGAAACUGAAGCUCCUGUACAAGAUGCAUGUGAUUCCUGAGGUGACCCAUGAGCAGGAGGAGCCAGACUCUGCCUUCGAGGCCACCCAGUACUUCUUUGAGGACAUCACCCCGGAAACUUCCAUUGGCCUUGACCCCAAGUGCAAGAACGAGAAGGAUGAUGGCUUUGUCAGGGUCACGUUCAAGACUGAGAAAGUGAAGAAACUGCACACGCCUGACUACCGCCACUACCUGAGGCUGUGGAACCAGGGCACCAAGAACAAGCUGGACAACAUGAAGGAUCUGCCCAAACUCAACCAGAGCCAGUUCAUAGAGCUGUGCAAGACACUGUACAACAUGUUCAGCGAGGACGCCCAGGAGCAGGAGCUGUACCACGCCACGGCCACCGUCACCAGCCUGCUGCUGGAGAUGGGCGAGGUGGGCAAGCUCUUCUGCCAUUCCAAGGACCAGGAGGAGCAGGACCAGGACGAUCCAGAGGAGGCCAAAACCAGUGGGCCAGCCCGAGAUGGAGGGACCAAGCCUGGGGUUGUCUGCCAGCAGAGGGGCCAGGGAGAGGGGGAGAAGGAGAGCCAGGCCAGACCGUGUGGCCCUGCGAAGAGGGACGGCAGGGGCGAGCAGCUGUCUGCCAUGGAGGACAUUAAGCUGGAGGACUCGUCCCCGAAGGACACAGGGACAUCGUCCUCCAUGCUCAUUUCAGAUGACGAGACCAAAGACGACACGUCCAUGUCGUCCUACUCGGUGCUCAGCGGCGGCUCCCAUGAGCUCGACGACAAGCUUCACUGCGAGGACAUUAAUGACGACACGGUCCUGGUGCGCAGCGAGAACGGGCCCCAUGGUGGAGGGGGAGGGAAUGGGCCUCACGGUGCAGGUGGGCCCCACGGCAGAGAUGGGGGGCUGCCUCACAGCACCAGCAUAGAUAAAGACUGGGCCAUCACCUUUGAGCAGUUCCUGGCAUCGGUGCUCACUGAGCAGGCCCUGGUGCUUUACUUCGAGAAACCAGUGGAGGUGGCCGCACGUAUCACCAAUGCCAAGAAUGUGAGGAAAGUGGGGUGCUCCCUACUGUCUGCUAGCGACUAUGAGAUCUCCCUGUCUGGGUAACUAAUGCCUCAAUGGAAAAGAGAGAAUUUACAGAGACAGACUCUUGCUCUGUAGGUUGACUGCUUCGGGAAAACAGGGAAACAUGUCAUGUAAAUGUACAACGUGAGAACCCAGUCUUCUCCUCUUUGUUGGGUGACAAGAAUGACAGUCUGCUAGAACUGAAAAGUCUAACAUUUGUGUGCAAUACUGUAAGAGUAAAAAAAAUUAAAAUAAAUACCUGCUCUUAGCAAUGUAUUUUACCAGAUGUCAACAACCUGUUUUAUCUUUAGGGUUAGAUUCUGUUCAGCAGAGGGACCAGGGAAGGGCAAAAAGGGCUUUAUUGACCUUUGACCUCAAAGGAAUUCAGGCAGAGCUGUGGUGUAUGUACUGUACAUGUAUUAGCUGAGCUUGCUGUACUUUAUAUGAAGUCAUGUAUACAUGUUACUACUAAUAAUCGCUAAACCAGUUAGACUACUACGUAUCAUGAUGUUUAAGUCUUACAGACCACCAGCCCAGUCCAGGAGUGGCCUGUCACAGUCCCCGAGGAACACUGCUCAGUCGUUGUAGAGUUCCGUUAGCUGCUAACUCAUUAGCCGCUAGGCUAAUUGACUAACAGCAACCUGUGGUGCAGUGUUACUCGCUGCUAAUCUAUUAGCCGCUAAUUUACACUAGAAACAAUGGGUAAGACAGGUAGCAUCCGUUAGCUACAAUGAAGAAGUGACUGUACUUCUAGAGUUGGAAAGAUUAGUUGCCGCCGCUUCAGGAUAACCCACACUUGCACUGGAAUGAAAUAUGAAUGGUGGUGAAAGCUUUAUCUGACUUAAUUCACUAAGGAAAACACUGUUUAGAUUUCAUUCGUGUGGUAGCUUAGCCUGCAUACUGAACUGUAGAGCACACGCACUUUGUUUUAUCAGGAAAAAAUUACAUUUACGACAUCUUUCCUUUUAAUUCCAUAAGCAUGUUUUCUGCCUUUUUUUUUUCUGUGCCACUCCUGCGCUCAUCGUCAGCACACUCCAAAAGCUUCUUUUUUUUUUUAACAAUGUUUUGAACUUUUUGCUCUGUAUUUUUACGCUGUUUUUAUAUAUUUUUUUUGUUCCAAUGUGAAUGAUUUUGUCAUGUACAAAGGUCAUGAUUUUAAGUGUACCACUUCAACUAAUUAAAAAGUGUAGAAUGAACGGUCCUACGCUACAUAUUAAAAA